Molecule: messenger RNA, 366 nt
Organism: Micromonas commoda
Lineage: Eukaryota; Viridiplantae; Chlorophyta; Mamiellophyceae; Mamiellales; Mamiellaceae
Exons: 1
Coding region: 1-366 (121 amino acids)
Source: RefSeq, a predicted model, not a curated record
AUGUUUAAGAUGAUAAAAGACAUGUUCGCUACGUUUCGCAGGCAAAAGCAGGUGUGUGUGCCCUCUCACUCGUGCGCGGUGUCCGAACUGCGUGCGUCUGCAUUUUUCUACUGCUGGACGACCCGCUCGUGGCUCAAACGCCUGGAAACCCCUGAUGUUCGCGUGCAGGAGCUUGACGUUAUCAGAGCUCAGCGACUUAAGCUACAGAGCCAGAUGGAGACUUUCAAGGCUGAUAGUGCGGAACAACUAAGGCAGCAAGAGGAGCAAACCUUAGCGAUGCUGGAGAAGGUGGUGGAGAGGAUGCAAACAGAAAGGGGGCGACUUUUGACGGACCAGAGGUUGAUGCAGGUAAGGUCGACUUCCUAA